This is a messenger RNA of Chenopodium quinoa (quinoa), 2637 nucleotides long. RefSeq lists its product as uncharacterized. The transcript is spliced from 3 exons. Gene Ontology annotation, molecular function: DNA helicase activity. NCBI's taxonomy places the organism in Eukaryota, Viridiplantae, Streptophyta, Magnoliopsida, Caryophyllales, Amaranthaceae. Gene Ontology annotation, biological process: DNA repair; telomere maintenance. The record is from RefSeq and is a predicted model, not a curated record. Bases 1 to 2637 code for a protein of 878 amino acids.
AUGAAGCGGCGAUACCUCAAUGCCAUGGCUUUGGUUCAACGCUUUGGCAAGCCUGAUUUGUUUCUCACAAUCACUUGUAAUGCAAACUGGCCAGAGAUCAAGGCAGAACUAGCUCCUGGAGAAACAGCUCAGAACCGGCCAGAUCGUGUUGCCCGUAUAUUUCGAUCGAAAUUAAUCUGUCUGAAAAAACAAAUCAUGAAGAAGCAUAUUUUUGGGAAAGUGGCUGCUAUGAUAUAUGUCAUUGAAUUUCAAAAAAGAGGUCUUCCUCAUGCACAUUUCCUUAUUAUCCUGAAGCCUGAUUACAAAUUGAAAACAUCUUCUGAUUUUGAUCGUUUUGUCUUUGCUGAGCUACCACCCCACAACUCCCCAGAUCUACGAAAAAUAAUAGUACGCCAUAUGAUUCAUGGCCCCUGUGGAGAAGCAAACCCUACAUGUCUAUGUAUGGUUGCCAAAAAUAAUAACUCUGUCUCAUGCAAAUAUGGCUACCCAAAACAAUUCUAUGAAGAAACAACAAACCAUGAUGAUGGAUAUCCAGUGUACAAGAGACGAGAUACAGGAGAAAGUGUCCGAAUUCGAGGUUCAAACCUUGAUAAUCGUUGGGUUAUUCCAUACAAUCCAUACCUUUCCGCGUUGUUUGACUGUCAUCUCAAUGUAGAAGUCUGCUCAUCUAUUCAGGUUGUUAAGUACUUAUACAAAUAUGUUUACAAAGGGCAUGACAGAGUAUCUUUUAAUGUUGUUGGUGAAGAAAAUCAGGCCGUUGAUGAAAUUCAAAGGUUCCAGUCUGGUCGAUGGGUUUCACCAUGUGAGGCAGCUUGGAGGAUUUUCGGCUUUGACUUAUUUGAGAUGCACCCCCCUGUGCAGCACCUAGUGCACUUGGAAAACAUGCAAACAGUUCAGCUAAGGAGUCAUGAGCAACUUGAUUCUGCAGUGGGAUGCCACUGCAAAGGCAUGGUUUCAGAGACAAAACAAGAAACUGGUCAUAGGUCGGCUGGCAUGCUUACACCUGCAGAAGGAGAACGCUUCUUUUUACGGCUGCUUCUUAGCAAUGUACGCAGUCCCAAAUCGUUUCCUGACCUCCGGACUGUGAAUGGAGUGCUAUGUGCCACUUUUCAUGAAGCAGCUAUUAAAAGAGGGCUAUUUGAAGAAGACAAUGUUGUUUAUUCCUGUUUGUCUGAAGCUGCAGAAAUUCAUAUGCCAGGAGCCUUACGUCGACUAUUUGCAGCUGUAGAUAAACUCAAUUCAGCUCAGCAAAUUGCCUUUGACAAAAUUAUUUCUCACGUUCAAGCAGAAAAGCCUGGUUGUUUCUUUGUUGAUGGCCCUGGAGAGACUGGAAAGACCUUUUUGUAUAAUUCUCUAUACGCAGAAGUGCGCUUGGCAGGGAAGAUUGUGCUUCCAACGGCAACAUCAGGAAUAGCUGCAGCAAAUAUACCUUCUGGCAGGACAGCACAUUCACGGUUUAAAAUUCCACUUGAUUCGGAAACAUCGCUCGCAUGUGAUGUUCCUAAACAAGGCAGCUUGGCUGCUUUGAUUAAAGAAACAACAUUGAUUAUCUGGGAUGAAGCUUCAAUGGCAAGGAAGGAGAACAUUGAGUCUAUUGAGCUCCUACUCCGUGAUCUCUGUGAUCCAGAUCAGCCAUUUGGUGGAAAAGUUAUAGUCUUCGGUGGAGAUUUCAGGCAGGUUUUACCAGUUGUUCCUCACAAGAUUCAAAGAGAAGCUGUUGCAACAAGCCUGGUUAAUUCACAUAUUUGGCCUUGGUUACAAAAUUUACAUCUGACUAAAAACAUUAGAGCUAAAGCAGAUCCCCCAUAUGCAUCAUUUUUGCUGAGUUUGGGAAAUGUUCAGCUUCAGGCAACUGAGAAUGCUUUUGUGGAAGUUCCUCCUCACAUUGUGAAUUAUUAUCAACAAGCCGAGGAACCUAUUGAUUAUCUAGUUGAUGCUGCUGCUUUCCCUGAAUUGCAACAACCUGCCUUUACACCGGAUAUUUUCACAGAAAGGGCAAUCCUAACCCCAUUAAAUGAUGCAGUUGACUCAAUCAACAACUUUCUGAUUGACAAGUUCCCAGGAGAAGCAGUUGUUUAUAGAAGUUUUGACAGUAUCCUAGAUGAUAGUUGUGCAAUAUACCCAGCAGAAUUCUUGAACCAGCUUGCCCCGAGUGGUAUGACACCACACGAGCUAGUCCUAAAAGUUAACAGCCCAGUGAUCUUGCUGAGGAAUAUUGAUCCUGCCGAUGGCCUAUGCAAUGGCACACGUCUCAUAUGCAAGUAUUUCAGAAGAAAUGUUAUUGUUUGUUCAAUAGCAAUUGGUCAUCGUAAAGGAGAGCUUGUAUUCAUCCAUCGUGUGAACCUUCGGCCUCCAUCAUCAGCAAAAUAUCCGAUUCAGUUUGAGCGAAUCCAAUUUCCUCUAAAACUCAGUUUUGCAAGGACUAUCAACAAAUCUCAAGGACAAACACUAAGCCAAGUCAUGGUUUAUCUCCCACAACCAUGCUUCUCACAUGGUCAAUUGUAUGUUGCAUUGUCAAGGGCUAAGAAAUCGGAAAAAGUGACUGUGAUCACACCCCAGCCUACUGAAAUUCACAGCACACCAGUUCUGAAAAACAUUGUGGCUUAUGAUGUCUUGCGACUAUCUGGCAUAACAUGA